UUUCUGUAUAUUUGGGUACAUUUUUGUUUAGGAUCAACUGGGCUCACGUUUUGUGGGAAGUCGUAAAAUUAUUUAGAGCUAUGCGGAGGUCAUCUCGCAUUAGAGUAACCAUUGCCCGAAACAUCAAUUCGAAAUUUUAAUGUUAUUGGAAGCCUGGUAAAAUUAUAGCACUGGGAUAAUAUGUGCUCCAGGAGAAGGGUCAAUACAUGCCCUUGUGCUGUGAGAUGUGCAUGUCCCAGUUCAGCGCGAAAUCAACUAUGUCGCCCGGUGGAUGGGUUUCAUAAGCUUCAUACGCCAUGUAAAUGGUGUCGAAAGGCGCGGAUUAACGAUUGGGACUUGUGGUAUGGACGAGACAUAAAAGUAUUCAAUGAUCUGGCAUAUACGUUGGAGAAGCCCAUACAUAAGAUAGCCGAGUUAAUGUAUGAUUUCACGCUGCAGAAUUAUAGUGAUAUUUUGAAUCCUAAGGGCAAGGGCUGGAAUCAUUGCCGCGUACCGCUGUCUCACGGGGAUAUUUGUGAGCGUUACCUGUCCAUCUUUGACUUGGAUGGUAACCUGCGUGAUCCAACACAUCCCAGAAGUCUGUUUAGGCUACUUCAAGUAAUUAAGACCAUUUCAACGUCGGAUAUUGCCGAUAUUGCUGAGCCUACACAAUCAAUACCCAUUCAUGAUUUGGCCACGGUCCGUUUUGCCAACGAAGCUAAUGGGAAUAAGACUAACAACCCUGUCAAAAAUAUAGACCUCGAUUACCUGCGUACAAAAAAGAGUCAAGAACCGCGCCAAUUUGAUAUGUAUGCUAAGCCCGAUGUACACUCAAUCCUAACUCAAAGUCACGCUUCCAAUAAACCAAUAGAUCAUAAUAUUAAGAUUGACACUCCCAAUGUGAGACGGGCCACAAUUAGCUUGCACGAUUCCGAUUUGUUGUUGGUAGAUAAGAAGGGUCGACGUCGGGGCCAAGGCAGCAAUCAGCUAGACAGCUUGCGUUUGCAUCAAAAACUUAUUUUGCAUAAAAUGCUGCGGAAGAACUUGAAAGAUGAGGAUCCGAGUCGAUUUCUUGCUGCCCUGGCCAAAACGGACCUAAAUGAAUCCUCUCCAAAGCAAUUAAAACGUGUACAAGCAGCUCAACAUAUAUCCAACUUCUAUUCGGCCACAGUGAGCGAUGAGCCCAAGCAUCGGCAUACAGUUCAAGGUCUAAAGGCAAGAAAACAGGAGCAUCGGCCAGAGUUACAGCCGGCACAAACGAAUGUACAACAGCGUCCGGUAAAAGAACGUAGAUACUACGGCGAAUCUUUGCCCGUGCUGUUUCAUGAACCGUACGACACCAACAAGAGAACCACCUGGUUGCGUCGUCAUCCGGACCAGCUACGCAUGCAGGAGGACGGGCAAGUGGGCAUGGCCCGUGUCAGACGCUACAGGCGGGAAUCAGUAAUGAAGGCUUUGCAGCAAGCCCGUAAUAGAUGGUCCAUACAUAGCAUAAAUAGCCCGCCAGAGGAGCCUGCUGUAGAAUCGAUAACGGGGCUACAUAAGAAACCAGAGUAUCGACGUGUAUUUUCGUCCACUAGCAGGCGUGUCAGAAACAGUAAACAUAACCGAGUCAAUAAUAGUGGUCAUAGGUAUCCAAGGGUUUCUGUUUUCAAAUAAAACUUAUUACGCACACAUCCAGUUUUUAAAUUUUGAAUUUUUGUCAAUGUUCUGC
Drosophila novamexicana is the source of this 1693-nucleotide messenger RNA. RefSeq lists its product as uncharacterized. The transcript has a single exon. Lineage: Eukaryota; Metazoa; Arthropoda; Insecta; Diptera; Drosophilidae. Bases 181 to 1638 code for a protein of 485 amino acids. The record is from RefSeq and is a predicted model, not a curated record.